AGUGUGCGUAAAGUCAAGAGCCCAAAAUGUAUUUUUAGAAGAGGAUUUAUGAUUAUAUGUUCGUGGAAGUUUCCCAAAGCGAUCAGUUAUAUUGCAGAUGUGAAGAAGUUCGGAAUGACUGAAUUCACCUUCCGCGUUGCCCUCACGAAAGACGAGGAAGAAGUGCUGAAGUUUAUCCGGGAGUUUUACUAUCCAGAAGAACUCUUGACGCUCUCAAUUGCACCCAAAGAACCCACGAAAGCUGACGAGGAGUUCUCCUUAUCGUGCAUUCCCACCGGAUUGAGUAUUGUGGCUGAGAAUUCCAGUGGGGACUUCGUUGGCGUGCUUCUGUGCCACGAGGUGGACAACUCCACCUUGCCAGAGCGCAAGAUCCAGACAUCCCAAAUCACAGACUGCAAGUGGCGCGCAAUUCUCACCUUCUUGCAUGACCUGGAAGAGCACUCAGCCAUCUGUCGUCGGCUCGAUGUCCCGAAAGGCGUUCAAUUCAGCGUCCUUUCCGUCCAUUCCGGCCACCGCGGGAAGUCCAUUGGACAGAAGCUGAUGCAGAAAGCCUCUGAAAAUGCCCUGGAGAAGGGAUUUGGAGCCAUUGGAGCGGUCUGCACGAGCAUCUUCUCCGCCCGAAUCGCAGAGAAGCUUGGAAUGACACUCGUGCACACCCAGGCCUACCGAGAUUGGCAAGGAGAAGUGGAAUUAAGGCCGCCAGCGCCUCACGAAAAUGCCACAGCAAAUUGUUACGUGAAGAAAUUGGUGAAAUGA
Molecule: messenger RNA, 756 nt
Organism: Phlebotomus argentipes
Lineage: Eukaryota; Metazoa; Arthropoda; Insecta; Diptera; Psychodidae
Product: arylalkylamine N-acetyltransferase-like 2
Exons: 1
Coding region: 49-756 (235 amino acids)
Molecular function (GO): N-acetyltransferase activity
Source: RefSeq, a predicted model, not a curated record